This is a messenger RNA of Microtus oregoni (creeping vole), 3637 nucleotides long. It is a transcript of the gene Uri1, whose product is annotated as URI1 prefoldin like chaperone. The coding region runs from base 341 to 2104 and encodes 587 amino acids. Gene Ontology annotation, biological process: negative regulation of transcription by RNA polymerase II; negative regulation of phosphatase activity. The transcript is spliced from 11 exons. The record is from RefSeq and is a predicted model, not a curated record. Gene Ontology annotation, molecular function: transcription corepressor activity; chromatin binding; phosphatase inhibitor activity. NCBI's taxonomy places the organism in Eukaryota, Metazoa, Chordata, Mammalia, Rodentia, Cricetidae.
CGGAGCGUGCGCGGAGGCGCGGAGGAGGCGCGGCUGCUGCGGGGCGCUUGGACGGGCCCCUACUGCGGGAGAAGAGCGUGGCGCUCUUGGUGUAGGGCCUGCUGCUCCGAGGCGGCGGCGGCGGCAGCGGCGGCGGCAUGCGCGUGUGAGAUGAGGCCUCGGGUAGCCCGGACGCGAGCAGCGGCCCCCGGGGCAGCGGCGAAAGCGAGCGCGGCCUCUUCAGAGCGCUGCGCACGGUGCAUGAGGGCUAGCGCGCGGGCCCUGGGCAGCCGCCGGCCACGCCGCCUCUAUAAACACUUGUUUAGGACUUGUUCGCCUCGUUGAGGCCGCGGCGCCGGGCAUGGAACCCCCGCCCGAGCCGGAGCCAGAGCCCCAGUCCCUUUCCGAGGCCUCGGCCGCCGCGCCGCUGCGCGCCCCAGAGGUGGCGCGGCUCCGCGAGGAGCAGGAAAAGGUGGUCACUAACUGCCAAGAGAAAAUCCAGCAUUGGGAGAAAGUAGACAGUGACUAUAGUGCUCUUCAAGAGAGACUGAGGACCUUGCCUGACAAGUUAUCCUACGACGUCAUGGUACCAUUUGGCCCUCUUGCCUUCAUGCCAGGAAGACUUGUCCACACUAAUGAAGUUACUGUUUUACUUGGGGACAACUGGUUUGCAAAGUGCUCUGCGAAGCAGGCUAUUGGUUUAGUUGAGCACCGGAAAGAACAUGUAAGAAAAACAAUAGAUGAUUUUAAAAAAGUCCUGAAAAAUUUUGAAUCCAGAGUUGAAUUCACAGAAGACUUGCAGAAGAUGAGUGAUGCUGCAGGUGAUAUUGUUGACAUAAGAGAAGAAAUUAAAAGUGACUUUGAAUUUAAAGGAAAACAACGAAUUGCUCAUAAACCUCAUUCCAAACCAAAAACUUCAAAUAUUUUUGAAGCAGAGUUUGAAAACGAGGUAAAAUCCAAGGAUUUGCUUGCUGAUGAGGAACUAUGGGCUCGACUUGAAGAGCUAGAGAGACAAGAAGAAUUGCUGGGUGAACUUGAUAGUAAGCCUGAUACUGGGAUUGCAAAUGGAGAAGACACAGUGUCUUCUGAGGAGGAAAAGGAAGAUGAAGGCACAGGUUUGAAUGUGGUGCCUCCAGCGACAGACUCCCUUGCCCCUGGCAGCUGUGGCAUGCUUGCUCGAAAUGCAAGUAGUCAUUUGAACUGUUCAGUGAAUGGUUCAAAUUCUUACCAUAGCAAUGAAGAGGAUGAAGAUGAUGAUGCUGCUGAUGAUGUUGAUGAUGACGACGAUGAUAAUUAUAAUGGAAAUGAAAGUGACCACACUAUUUCAGCAGAUAAUUCUGUACCAACAAUAUACUUCUCUCAUACUGUUGAACCUAAAAGGGUUCGAAUAAACACUGGGAAAAAUACCACCUUAAAAUUCAGUGAAAAGAAGGAGGAAGCCAAACGGAAACGAAAGAGCAGUGCUGGCAGCCAUGCUACUCAUGAGCUGCCUGCCAUCAGGAGCCCCGCUGAUAUUUACAGGGUCUUCGUGGACGUUGUGAAUGGAGUAUAUGUCCCGCGGAAGUCGAUCCUGAAGUCACGCAGCAGAGAGAACAGUGUCUGCAGCGACACGAGUGAGAGCAGCGCUGACGUGGACGACCGGAGGGCUGUUCUGAGGAGCCUCGGCCGGGAGGAGGCCCCGGGCACUGACGUGGACGACCGGAGGGCUGUUCUGAGGAGCCUCGGCCGGGAGGAGGCCCCGGGCACUGAUGUGGACGACCGGAGGGCUGUUCUGAGGAGCCUCGGCCGGGAGGAGGCCCCUGGCACUGACGUGGACGACCAGAGGGCUGUUCUGAGGAGCCUCAGCCGGGAGGAGGCCCCGGGCACUGACGCCAGUGCCAGCAUUUCAGAAGAACCCCAAGAAAACCGCCCCAAGAAGCUUUUGCCUUCAGGAGUGUCUGAGGCUUUUUCUGGAAUUGUAAUAGAAAAGGAAUUUUCAUCGCCCUCCUUAACACCACACUCAGCCAUUGCUCAUCAUGCCCUACCCACUAUUCCAGAGCGAAAAGAAGUUCUGUCAGAAGCAUUGGAAGAGCCUGCAAAGAGAGUUUCCAAGUUCAAAGCUGCCAGAUUGCAGCAGAGAAACUAGAGAGGGCAUGGGCUUCAUCUUCUGCAGCUCAAGCUUCACUUUAGGACAUGGAGCAGAUUAGCCCCUGGAGUGGAAAGACGUCCUACUACUUCAUUUGGCAACAGUUCUCUUACCUUUAUCAGUGACAUUUAAAAAGUUAAAGUAAAUGUUUGAAUACUGUAAAAUUCUGCUGCCUUUUUAAUUCUCUGAACACUGUCUAAUUGGCCUUAGGAUGCAAUAGUAGCGUUUCGAUUUACUUCUCAAAGAAUACUGUCAUGCAUUGUUUUUGUGUUUUCAACUAAACGCAGGCAGUUUUGUACCAGCUGUGAUGUUGUGCUUGCCAUAUGGGCUGUGUUAAAGAAACUUUUAAAUUUUCAAAUAGAUUCAACAAUUAUAUUACUUGCUUUCACAUGUUAAAGGCACUUUAAAAAAUAAAUCUACAUCUCUUGUAGGUUUCACAGCUAGGUGGUUCUUUGAAUGUCAUACUGUAAUGUUUAAGGCAAGAAGCUACACAAACCCUAUGGAAAAUUUUGACUAGAAGAAUAAUAUUUUGUACAACUUUUUUUUUUUUUUGGCAAGUAAAAUUUUUAUGAAACUUGGUUUCUAAAAUGUUGUGAACUUCCUGGUUUAGAAUUGUGUGUAAAACUGUCUUUGAUUUGUGUAUAUGCUAUACAGCCACACCACAGAUUUCUUGAAUUCUUAAAAUCCCUCAAGUACCUCCUUUUCCCUGUGCGUACAGUCUUUACUGGGAUUAUCUUUUGGGAGAGAAAAGUUUGUCUAGAUGCUUUAAAAAGAAUAGUUUUAAAAUAAAGAUUUUUCUUUGAUGUUUUCAAUCUUCCUCAUAAUUUCAUUCUUCAAGGCUGCUUUGCUACCAGUAAAAAAAAUAAAAUAUUGUAUUUACUUGUAGCCAAACGCCUUAAAGAGACAUUCAGUCUCAGGUUGACCAUUACAGUGCAAGCGUUGAUCAUUAGCUUGAUGCAUGGUAAAAUGUAGCUUUUAAAAAGCAUUCUGCAUUAGUACUAAAAUAAGCCAUCAACCCCAGUCCACCCCUCUAUUCAUGGCUAAAUAUUUAAAGGUUAUUUAUAGCUUCUUUAAUGAAUUCUUGCUUAAACAAAGUGAAAUUAUGUCCCAGAAAAGUCGGAGCUGUAACUAGAGCAGUGUCACUGUCAAAGUUCUAUGAAAUAUGUAUUUUAAUGAUAAAGGGUGAGCUUGCAUCCAUUAAUGGGUAAUUUAGAACAGGGAACUAAGUUUGAAAGACUUCCUAAAAAUACGUUUUUCUAGCCAAUGUUGAUCAUCUGUACACAUAUUUUGUACUUAAAAAUGGCUUUUCCUUCCUGACUAGCCAACUCCCAAGCCAAACCUCACAUCGCACCCACCCCCAGGAGCACGGUUUCUCCUCCUUAGCUGCCACCUAAGCAAGGCUUUCUGUGCUAACCUCCAGAUGCAAGCCUCCUUGGAGGACUGUUGUGUCUUUCGACAUGUAACUUCAAGUGUUCUGUCAUUAAAUAACGUUCCAUGUUCAUGAACUUAUUUUGAGCCUGCUUUUAUGUAUUU